CGGUCUGGACAAAGCCCAAGAUAAAAGGAAUGGAACGCCUCCGGCCACGACACGAGCGCUCCUCUCGCCGCACCCGAAAUCCGCCGCCACCGCCGUCCAGAGCCCCAUCCCGCCUCCCCGGCGGCACUCCGAGGCUAGGCGGGUUCCGAGCGCCGCGCCGCGGCCCCUCGUGGUUUUGCGGCCGCGGGGUGCGAGUGCGAUCCUAGGCAGCGAAGGGGUCGGCGGGGAGGAGGAGGGAGGACACGAGUGAUAGCCCCUCCCCCGCCCGCCUCCUGCAAUAAUUAUUUGCUGCGCGCAGGCGCAGGUCGGUUUCGAAUUCGCCAUUUGCCGUGCCGACCAAUAACCGAUGGCCCCGCGCGCCGCCCUCCCCCUCCUCCUCCCCGCCGCGCUCGCGGUGCUGCUGCUGGUGGCGGCCUGCUCCGCGGCCCCCGGCGUCUUCCAGGUGCGCCGCAGGUUCCCCGCCGGUGGAGGCGCCGCCGCGCUCCGCGCCCACGACGGGCGCCGGCACGGCCGCCUCCUCGCGGCAGCCGACCUCCCGCUCGGCGGCCUCGGCCUCCCCACCGACACCGGGCUCUACUUCACGGAGAUCAAGCUCGGGACGCCGCCCAAGCGCUACUACGUGCAGGUCGACACCGGCAGCGACAUCCUCUGGGUGAACUGCAUCUCCUGCGACCGAUGCCCCCGCAAAAGCGGCCUCGGGCUAGACCUGACGCUCUACGACCCCAAGGCGUCCUCGAGCGGGAGCCCGGUCUCGUGCGACCAGGGGUUCUGCGAGGCCACCUACAAGGGCAAGCUGCUGGGGUGCAGCGCCAACAUGCUCUGCGAGUACAGCGUCAUGUACGGUGAUGGCAGCUCGACGACGGGGUUCUUCGUCACUGAUGCGAUGCAGUUCGACCAGGUGACCGGGAAUGGGCAGACGCAGCCUGGAAACGCCAGUGUCACAUUUGGGUGUGGUGCUCAGCAAGGUGGGGAUUUGGGAAGUUCAAACCAAGCUCUCGAUGGAAUUCUUGGUUUUGGCCAGGCAAAUACAUCAAUGCUAUCGCAGCUAGCUGCUGCUGGUAAAGUUAAGAAGAUAUUUGCUCAUUGCUUGGAUACCAUAAAUGGAGGUGGAAUUUUCGCUAUUGGAAAUGUGGUGCAGCCAAAAGUAAAAACAACACCGUUGGUAGCUGACAUGCCGCACUACAAUGUGAACCUUGAAUCAAUUGAUGUUGGUGGUGCUACAUUACAGCUACCAGCUCAUGUUUUCGAAACAGGAGAGAAAAAAGGUACCAUUAUCGACAGUGGUACAACCUUGACAUACCUUCCAGAAUUGGUUUUCCAAGAAGUAAUGUUUGCGGUAUUUAAGAAGCAUCAAGAUAUAAAAUUCCACAAUGUUCAAGAUUUUAUGUGUUUCCAAUACUCUGGAAGUGUUGAUGAUGGUUUCCCAACUAUCACCUUCCAUUUUGAGGACGAUCUUGCACUGCAUGUGUAUCCACAUGAGUACUUUUUCCCAAAUGGGAAUGAUAUAUACUGCGUGGGAUUCCAAAAUGGUGCAUUACAACCAAAGGAUGGAAAGGACAUUGUGCUUAUGGGAGAUCUUGUUCUUUCAAACAAGUUGGUUGUCUAUGACUUGGAAAAUCAAGUCAUCGGGUGGACUGACUACAACUGUUCAUCGAGCAUUAAAAUUAAGGACGACAAGACAGGCGCAACAUAUACCGUCAAUUCACACAAUAUCUCCUCCGGAUGGAGAUUCCACUGGCGCAAGUCCCUGGUUCUGUUGUUGGUAACAGUUGUUUGCGGCUAUUUGAUAUGCUAACUCUGUUGUACAACACGGGCACGGAACACUGAUGGAAAUUCAUUUGAUUCAUAUUCUUUUCAUGAAAGAAAAGGAAAGGUAGGGCCUUAGAUUGUGUUGUUGUUGUCUGACCACGGAAAACAUUGAAAACAGAAACAUUGUACACUACACAGUGAGCCUUUGUAUGACUGGUGUAAUGCUGAGGUGGGAAAUAUGGCUGCACGUAAUUUAAGUUUCCCAUAAGAAAAGUUGUGUGUCAAAUAUA
Messenger RNA from Panicum hallii, 2039 nucleotides. Its product is annotated as aspartic proteinase-like protein 2. Gene Ontology annotation, biological process: proteolysis. The transcript has 10 exons. NCBI's taxonomy places the organism in Eukaryota, Viridiplantae, Streptophyta, Magnoliopsida, Poales, Poaceae. Gene Ontology annotation, molecular function: aspartic-type endopeptidase activity. The coding region runs from base 347 to 1795 and encodes 482 amino acids. The record is from RefSeq and is a predicted model, not a curated record.